Oncorhynchus mykiss (rainbow trout) is the source of this 3212-nucleotide messenger RNA. RefSeq lists its product as uncharacterized. The record is from RefSeq and is a predicted model, not a curated record. Gene Ontology annotation, molecular function: RNA polymerase II transcription regulatory region sequence-specific DNA binding; DNA-binding transcription factor activity, RNA polymerase II-specific. Gene Ontology annotation, cellular component: nucleus. Gene Ontology annotation, biological process: embryo development; regulation of transcription by RNA polymerase II. Lineage: Eukaryota; Metazoa; Chordata; Actinopteri; Salmoniformes; Salmonidae.
GCCAGUCGUCCCAGUAGUGUCAAGAUGCUUGACGGAAACAGAGGAAUGGCAAGAGGUGAUGGACAUCUCACUGGAGGCCAUAGGAGCUUUCUGAAGCCAGUGGGACACAAUACAUGGAAAGAUGAACAACCAAUCACUGUUGAUGAGGGGAGUGGAACCUCAACCCAGCACGUUAUUGUGAUAGAGUCUGUAGAUACAGAGGCUGCAGGUCCUGAAGGAUCGUCUCUGGUCAAGCAGGAGAAGACUGAAGGUGAGGAGGACCAACAGCACAGCAGAGACAUCCAGACUGGAGCGGCUGUAGCCACAGAGGACCCCACCAACGCCCCAGCACAGCCCAGGACUCGACGCAGCAUCAUGGAGGUCAGUGGAACGCUGAACUCCGUCCUCAAUUCUGAGACAGAUACCAAGACUUUAACUGUAACACACAGGCUUUUACACACAGGAUCUGACCACAGAUCAGACCCAAAGAGACUUGGGCUGUGGAAACUGGGCAGUCCUCCUGCUCCCGGCUCAGACUAUGUACCGGUAUUUCACCAGAACGAGAGGAAGGUUCAUUCCCACGAGGAUGGUGAUGGUGAUGCGUUACACACUGGCGGUGAUGAUCCGUCUUGUUCUUACGCUACAGAGAUGGACCCUGGCAACAUGCCCUUGGGUUUAGAGACACAGACUGAUCUGUCUAGAGGAGACUGGAACCAGUACAGUAGUAGUAUAUACUCUGAAGGGUGCCAAGAUAAGAAAGUGGAGGGUCUGGUUGUAGAGGAAGUGACUGUGAAAGUGGAGGGCGACAUUUCUCCCACAUGGAAUGCAGAUAGUCACUUAGGAGACGGACACUCACAGGGAAGAUAUUUCUUAGAUUACAGGGAAAGCUUAGAGAAAAAUCCAAAUGUCGCAACCCACUCGCCUUCAUACGCGUUCGGGGACCGUGACCCAGUGUCCACGUCGAUGGGGCCUUCCGAUUCACACAGCCGCAUCCUUUUCGAUCAGGUAUUGCACUCAAACGACAGUGCUAGAGCCCAGGCUCAGGGAGGGGGAGAAACAUCAGGCAAUAGUAAAGAGAAACGGUUCCUCUGCAUGUUCUGUAACAAAGGCUUCAGCAGCCCUCAGAGUGUGGAGAUCCACCAGAGGGUCCACAGAGGGGUUAAACCCUUCAGCUGUACCCAGUGUCACAUGCGCUUCAGCCAAUCUAGUGACCUGAAGAGGCACCAGAGGGUCCACAGAGGGGUGAAACCCUUCAGCUGUACCCAGUGUUUAAUGCGCUUCACCCAGUCUAGUGACCUGAAGAGGCAUCAGAGGGUCCAUACAGGGGAGAAACCCUUCAGCUGCCCCCAGUGUGACAUGCGCUUCACCCAGGCUGGCAGCCUGAAGAGGCACCUGAAGGUCCACACAGGAGAAAGGCCGUUCGCCUGUCCGCACUGCGGGAAGAGGUUCUCAGAGAGGAGAUACCUCAGGAUACACCAGCAGAAAAACCAUUCCACUCUAUAAACUAGAAACCAUUCCAUGUUAUAGCGUAUUACGUUUAGAUCAAACCCUGCGUUGUUGUCAGCAGAAAAGAUCCACAGAUGCAUUUGGAGUAGCGAAAGUAACACAUUUCAGUGUUGAAUAUUCCUGUUUUGAAUAUUUAAUCUGACAACUUGAAUGAAAAAUUUGUGAGGAUGGUAGCGGCCUAUAUUGCCACUCCUAUUUGCUAUCUCUUCAGUAUAAGCCUACAGCCUACAAGCCACUCAGGCCUGGAGGGAAGCAAAAGUCAUUCUGCUACCCAAGAAUAUCAAAGCACCCUUUACAAACUCAAACAGCCAACCAAUCAACCUGCUACCAACCCUUAGUAAACUUCUUGAAAGAAAAAUGGUGUUUUACCAGAUACAAUGCUAUUUCACAAUAAACAUAUUAACAACUGACUUUCAGCCUGCUUAUAGGGAAGAGCACUCAACAUGUACGGGACAUACACAAUGAUGAUUGGCUGGAAGAAAUUGAUAAUAAGAAGCUUAUGGGAGAUGUUUUGUUAGACUUCGGUGCAGCUUUUGACAUUAUCGAUCAUAAUUUGCUGCUGGAAAAAUGCAUGUUGUGUCUUUACGUGCCCAUUUUUACCACAUUCUUGCCAGCAUACGCCUUUUAUACCUCCUAUGCGCAUGCCAGAAUGCAGGUGACGAGUGACAGUAGUGGUGUGCAGAUGCUGGUGGGCGUUUAUUUGAAUAAAUCCAUUGAAUAUACACUUUCAAAAAUAUAUACUUUAUUUUUUUUGUCAGGCAGGUCCUAAGAAACAUAAGACUAAUAAUGUAUUUUCAAUGGGAUAGAAUAGGCCUAGCAUAGAGUUUAAUGAUGUUACGUACAAAUGAAUUAAGUCAAUAGUUCAUUAUUUUGUUCAUUAAACCCACGACACACACCUACCCCAUUCAGUCAACACGCUUGUAUUUUAUAGUAAGAAUAAAUAAAUAAAAUACAAAUAAUAUUUUUCUAACACAACCACUGUCAUAUAAAAAAGUGGUAUUCUGAAAUAGAAGCACGUGCUUUUUUUGAUCCUUUUUUGAUCCACAUUUCAUCUAUUUCCUACCCUCACUCCACUUUGUUAGGGAGCAGAAAAUAAGAGUUGAGUUCAUAUUUCACAAUCUCCGCAGGCUUUUGGAGUUGCCUUUACGCGAUCGAGCAAAAUAGUAGGUCUACGCUUGCUACAUUAUAGCAUUCAAUAUGUCUCUGAUUUGCUCAGCCAGAAACCAAUUAACCAAAUAGCCUGAGACAAAUCCGUGAAGUCGGGAUUAGGCGUAGGCUACUAAGCAACUGCGAGUGAAGGGCAAAAUAAUCCACUUGUUAAACUGCAUUGGCCUAUAUUACAUGCUGACACAAUGUUCUAACAAAUGAGCCAACUAUACAACAUGAUCAUGAGCAGCACUCACCUCAAUUUAGCUAACAUUUCCCCGGGUGACAUCAAUAAGGGACCAUAACUUUCACCUGGUCAGUCUAUGCCAUAGACAGAGCAGGUGUUCCUAAAGUUUUGUACACUAUGUAUAAGCCACUUAAGCCUAAAAAGUCUGUCAUAUAUUGUAUUUGUACGGUGUAGGCUAUAUGAUGUUCGCAAAUGCCUGUUUCAUUACUUUACUUCAACUACUUUGUUUGUCCCCAAGACGCUUUCAAUUAGAAAAUGAAUGCAGUUCAUGUGUAUGUGUGGUUUUCAUAUGAUUUAUUUAAAACUUGUUUAAUAAACACAAUGUGACUUUUCA